GGAGAAAUGAAGCCAACUGGUACAGACCCAAGGAUAUUAUCGCUAGCUGCUGAAGUUGCUAAAAGUCCUGAGCAGAAUGUCCCUGUUAUAUUGUUAAAGUUAAAAGAAAUAAUAAACAGCACACCUUUAGGAAGUUCAGAGUUGAAGAAAAUCAAACAAGAUAUAUAUUGUUAUGACCUCAUUCAAUAUUGCCUCUUGGUCCUCAGUCAAGAUUGUUCUCGAAUCCAGGGUGGUUGGUCUACCAUUUCCCAACUUACACAAAUAUUAAGCCAUUGUUGUGUGGGAUUGGAGCCAGGAGAAGACUCAGAGGAAUUUUACAGUGAAUUACUUCCAUCAGCUGCAGAAAAUUUUCUGGUUUUGGGGAGGCGAUUACAAACAUGUUUCAUCAAUGCAGCUAAGGGUGAAGAAAAAGAUGAAUUACUGCACUUUUUCCAAGUUGUGACUGAAUCUCUCUUCUGGCUACUGGGAGGCCAUGUUCAACUUGUUCAGAAUGUGCUGCAAAGUGACCAUUUCUUGCACUUACUGCAAACUGAUGAUGUUCAAAUAGGAACUAUAGUCAUGACUAUGCUACAGAACAUACUACAUAUUAACAGUGGUCAUUUACUCAGAAUAGAAGCAAAAAAACUGCAUUCAAUUUUAGAUGAAGUUGUUUUCAAGCUUUUGUCAACUCCCAGUCCAGUCCUAAGAAAUACUGCUAUAAAACUUCUGUUGUUGAUGGCUGAAUCACAUCAUGAAAUUUUGAUUUUAUUGAGACGAAGUUCCUGCUACAGAGGACUCAGAAGUCUACUAAAUAAACAGGAAAUUGGGUCAGAAUUUAGUCAUGAACUCAGACAGCUUCUUGGCGUUUUAAGCCCAAAGUCCUAUCAGGAGGUUGAAGAGCAGAAACUGCAUAAAGCAGCUUGUGUGAUUCAAGCUUAUUGGAAGGGUUUCCAGACUAGAAAGAGAAUAAAGAAGCUUCCAUCUGCUGUAACUACUUUGCAAAGAAAUUUCAGAAUGAAACGAACAAAGAUAUUGCUGAAGUUAAAUAGGCAGAAGGAAGAAGAGGACCACAAAUUACAAUUGCAACUUCAGAGGCAGAGAGCCAUGAGACUUUCCCGAGAAUUACAACUGAGUAUGCUUGAAAUAGUUCAUCCAGGUGACGUGGAAAAACACAAUCAGGAAAUUGAAGAGAAAUCAGCAUUGAUUAUCCAGAAACAUUGGAAAGGAUACAGGGAAAGGAAAACGUUUCACCAACAAAAACAAACUCAUAUGGAGUAUAAAGCAGCUAUCAUACUUCAGAGAGCAGCUCUUACAUUCCUGGCAAAAUGUCAUAAGAGAAAGGAAUUAUUUGCUCCUUGGCAAGGAUUUCAGGGACUCACUGAUGCACACAGAGUUGAACUGAAGCAACAAGUGGAUGACUAUGUGAGAAGACAUCCAAGCUCUCAGAUGUCAGAUGUGGCCAGCAAGGAUCUCCAUGCGCAGGCUCAAGAACAACUGCAGUCCUAUUUGCUUGGUACAGGGCUCUUUCACUCACUGGUUUAUUUUCUGUUUACUACAGGAGCACCAAGUCUGAAGGAGGCAGAGGGGAAAGAACCUAAAGUCUUUAUCAGUAGAUCCAGGCCUGUGGCAGCCAAGGCCAAGCAAACCCAUCUCACCACCUUAAAGCACAUACAAGCACCCUGGUGGAAGAAGCUUGGGGAAGAACCAGGGAAUGAGAUUGAUAUCCUAAAAGAUGAACUUAGUGUAGAAUUAGAAACUUUAUUCAUUGGUGGAACUAAACCCCCUUAG
This is a messenger RNA of Chrysochloris asiatica (Cape golden mole), 1767 nucleotides long. It is a transcript of the gene IQCB1, whose product is annotated as IQ motif containing B1. The transcript is spliced from 13 exons. Gene Ontology annotation, molecular function: calmodulin binding. The record is from RefSeq and is a predicted model, not a curated record. NCBI's taxonomy places the organism in Eukaryota, Metazoa, Chordata, Mammalia, Afrosoricida, Chrysochloridae. Gene Ontology annotation, cellular component: cilium. Gene Ontology annotation, biological process: cilium assembly. Bases 7 to 1767 code for a protein of 586 amino acids.